AUGAAAGUCUUCUUCAUCGCCGCUGUAGCUCUCCUGGGCAGCUCUUUAGCUGCACCAGCUACAGACACAGCCCUCGUCAAGAAAUCAUCUCACCUUGUCGAUACCAUUCCCUAUGAUGGUCUUCCCAGUGUCAAAGUUGACCUCGACGCCCUCCGCGCUGAGCAGAAGGCAGGACAAACCGCUACCACGAAGGUAAAAGUAAAGCGGUCCUCUAAAGUUACGCCUAAGAAGAAGAAGACAUCGAACAAGGCGCCAGCCAAGAAGACAAAGUCUAGCAAGAAGCCCAAGACAACUCAUUCAAAGAGAUUGCUCAAGUCUUCGUCGACCGGCUUUAAGAACGGUCAGGAUCUUGUUGAUUCUUUGGAUAGUCUUGUUGCUCAGAUCACUGCGCGCAGUGACACAAUCAAUGGAACACUCCUCAGAGUUCAGGCCGGAACAGAGACUCGCAACAAAGGCACCACCGACGCCCUCAAAGAAAUCAUCCAGAUCCGCGCCGCAGUCUCCGGCGCCCUAACCAGACUAUCCACCACCAAAAACCUCAAACUCACCAGCGAUCAACGCGCUGACGUCCUCAAUCUUGUGGAACAGCUCGUCCAAGAAAUCCUCGACAUCAUCAACGACCUCCUCGAAACGCUCGGUCUCAAGCUCAGCCUGAAAGCAUCGCUGAACCCCCUCAUGAACAUGCUGAGCGACUUUCUAGGCGGUCUGGCAGUGACUGAUGGCAAGCUUGCGCCAGAAUUGCGCACGCGUUUGGGGAAUUUGAUUAGAGCUCAGUUUGACGGUGAUGACACGCGGGGUUUCGAUGCGCUUGGAAGUGGGAUCGAGAAUCCGCUUUUGCGUCUUCAUGGGUCUCUGAAGACUAGUGUCGGCCCGAACUAG
Fusarium musae is the source of this 879-nucleotide messenger RNA. RefSeq lists its product as uncharacterized. The record is from RefSeq and is a predicted model, not a curated record. The coding region runs from base 1 to 879 and encodes 292 amino acids. The transcript is spliced from 2 exons. NCBI's taxonomy places the organism in Eukaryota, Fungi, Ascomycota, Sordariomycetes, Hypocreales, Nectriaceae.